Messenger RNA from Desarmillaria tabescens, 726 nucleotides. RefSeq lists its product as uncharacterized. The coding region runs from base 1 to 726 and encodes 241 amino acids. NCBI's taxonomy places the organism in Eukaryota, Fungi, Basidiomycota, Agaricomycetes, Agaricales, Physalacriaceae. The record is from RefSeq and is a predicted model, not a curated record. The transcript has 4 exons.
AUGGACACGCAAAUUAUCUACCGCUUCAAUGGAAUCCCGACUUCAAAUACGGACCGUUUUUCUGGCUACGAGACGAUCCCCUCCGACGCUACAGAGAAGUACACCAUCCAUUCUCCUGACCUAUCUGCUGGAAUCGCAGCCUUCCACGGUGAACUUAUCCCUAGCCUCCAAGCUGAAGUCCCUGAAAUAACCCGCUCUUCAUGGUGCAGCCUUGUUAAGCUCGAGAGGACGAAAAUGGAACCAGCGUCUCGUUUCUUGCACGAGAGCGAAAGUCAUGUCAAUCGACUCUACCAAGGUGACCACACACUGCGUGCGACGGCGGAUGAUCGUUACUCGUGGGAUAAACUGUUCUUUUCGAUCUUGGCUAGGGGUGAAGUCGAGUUGCGGGACGACGUGGACGUCGAUACUGAACUAGGGAUAUUUGUCUGGGCCUACAUGCAUUAUAUGAUAUACUAUUUUAGCCUUCCCUGGCUCAAACUUCAGAGAGAACUGCGUCAUCCUGAAAGACCGGUAUCACUUGAAACUUUAAGGGCGGAUGCUCUCAUCGUACCAUCGAGAUUCAACCGCAACGGUAAUUCGAACAACCAACCUCCCAACACCAAAUUUUCCGGCAAUGACCCCAGUGGUUUGAUGCGUAGCAGCGACAAAGGCACUGGGACGUCCUCUUUUCUCCUUCGUCGAAGAAAAAACCGCGCAAUAGAAUAUGAUAACGCUGAUCUACCUUAA